Schizophyllum commune H4-8 is the source of this 1690-nucleotide messenger RNA. RefSeq names its product glucose-6-phosphate dehydrogenase. Gene Ontology annotation, cellular component: cytosol. Gene Ontology annotation, molecular function: glucose-6-phosphate dehydrogenase activity; NADP binding. The transcript is spliced from 6 exons. NCBI's taxonomy places the organism in Eukaryota, Fungi, Basidiomycota, Agaricomycetes, Agaricales, Schizophyllaceae. The coding region runs from base 55 to 1446 and encodes 463 amino acids. Gene Ontology annotation, biological process: pentose-phosphate shunt, oxidative branch; glucose metabolic process. The record is from RefSeq and is a predicted model, not a curated record.
ACUUGUUCCUUCCUCCCACCCUCACCAUCCCCCGCGCACAACCAACCGUCCGAAAUGGCCCGCCCCCGCUCCGCGUCCGGAACGAUCCCCUCGAUGGAGGCCUCGCACGAAGAGCUCAAAGAUAACACGAUCAUCAUCGUCGCCGGCGCAUCGGGUGACCUGGCGAAGAAGAAGACCUUCCCCGCCCUCUUCCGCCUCUUCCGCCAGAACUUCCUCCCCCGCGAUGUCCACAUCGUCGGCUAUGCGCGCACCAAGAUGGACCACGAGGAGUUCCUCAAGCGCGCGACGUCCUACCUCAAGGUCGCCGAUGAUGACCAGGAGGGCCAGGCGCAGGUGGACAAGUACAAGGAGGUGCUGUCGUACGUCGCCGGCGAUUACGAGGACGGCGCCGCGUUCGACAAGCUCGAGGAGCACCUGCAGGAGAUCGAGUCCAAGUACCAGUCGAAGGAGGCCAACCGCAUCUUCUACCUCGCCCUCCCGCCCACCGUCUUCGUGCCAGUCGCGAAGAAUCUCAGGGAGCACUGCUACGUCCAGAAGAACGGCGUGAACCGCAUCAUCGUCGAGAAGCCGUUUGGGAAGGACCUCGACUCUGCGCGGGAACUCCUCGGCUCGCUCAAGAAGUACUGGUCCGAGGACGAGACGUUCCGUAUCGACCACUACCUCGGCAAGGAGAUGGUCAAGAACAUGCUGGUCCUGCGCUUCGCGAACGUCGCCUUGAACGCUGCCUGGGAUAAGAACUCCAUCAGCAACGUCCAGAUCACCUUCAAGGAGCCCUUCGGCACUGAGGGUCGCGGUGGCUACUUUGACGACUUUGGCAUCAUCCGCGAUGUUGAGCAGAACCAUCUGCUCCAGGUGCUCAGUGUCAUCGCGAUGGAGCGUCCGGUCUCUUUUGCCGCUGAGGACAUCCGUGACGAGAAGGUCAAGGUCCUCAGGUGCAUCCCGCCCAUCGCCCGCGAAGAUACCCUCCUCGGCCAGUAUGUUGCCGCAAACGGCAAGCCCGGCUACCUCGAUGACGACACGGUCCCGCACAACUCGGUCUGCCCCACGUUCGCCGCCUGCACGCUCUGGGUCAACAACCCGAGAUGGGAGGGCGUGCCCUUCAUCCUCAAGGCUGGAAAGGCCCUCAACGAAGCCAAGGUCGAGGUCCGCAUCCAGUUCAAGGACGUCACGCAGGGCAUCUUCAAGGACAUCUCCCGCAACGAGCUCGUGAUGCGCAUCCAGCCGUCCGAGGCCGUCUACCUCAAGCUGAACGCGAAGACGCCGGGCCUGUACACGCGCGCGCUGCCGAUCGAGAUGGACCUGACGUACAAGCGCCGCUUUGCGGAGACGAACAUCCCGGAGGCGUACGAGGCGCUCAUCCUCGACUGCCUCAAGGGCGACCACAGGAACGAUGAGCUGGAUGUGGCGUGGAAGGUGAGUCUCUCGCCUUCGCAGCAGUUCACGUGAUGGUGCAGCGCGGUGAAGCGGCAUGAAAUCUGAUAGGUGUUUAGCGCCCACCCCUCCUUUGCCGGGCCCCCCGCGCACGGUCUCCCCGUCAAGGGGCCCGUGCGCGGGGGGCGUGGGGGUCUAUCUACGGGUGCUAUCUAUGUGUGCGUCCGACGAGCAUGACUCCCCCGACGAGCAUGACUUCCCCCUCCAACAUAACCCCUCCCUCCGUCGUGCGUGCGCGCAGCAUAACCCCCAUCGUAGG